UCCACUUCCGAUCCGAUCCUUAUCAGCCCCGAGAGCCCUGAACUGCAGCGGAGGAGGAAAGGAAAGGAACAAGAUGCAGGGACUGGCGAGUCGGAGAGAAGGGAGGUUCACCCCGUCGUUGGUGCCGUUGCUGCUGGUCGGACUACCCCUCGCAUACGCAUCCUGCACGUUCCCAUCCAGUUGGACAGGACAAUGGUACCAGAACUCAAAGGAGUCGAAUGUGACGAUAAGCGGCUCCACCUUAGGUGACAGGACUUGCAUCGACAAAAGGAACGACAUGUACAUCGUCUACGACAACGCGGAGAAGUGCUAUCGCUGCCUCGUCAUCAACGACCGCCACGAGAACGUGAUCCAGUUUCGAGAAGUGGGCAUGUGCAAGACCGAGGGCGACUCGUUCGACGCGUUGUGCUACGUCGUCAGGUCCGACGAGAUCCUGUACUCCAUGUUCAGGCUGGACUCGAAACCGAUCGCGUGUCCAUUUAAUGGGCCCCCCUUCACGUUUUCCUACAACCGAGGGGAUUCCAAGGAGUGUCUCAACCCCGUCAGCCACGCGGAAAGCUGCACCGACGAGAGCAAGUUGCUUCUCAAGUACCAGGCCUGCCCCGACGUCGAGGGCACCGAGAGCAACACCGAAGAACUGCAGUGCCUGGCGACGUGGAAAGAUGGCAGGAUGAAAUACCUGGUGGGGACCCUGAAAGUCUUCGGAAGAGGUGCCUUGGGCUACGAGAAAUCUUACAGAUGUUUCGUCUACGACGUGAAGCAUCACGAGGGUCGGAUAACUUAUCAGCUCGCCGAUUCGGGAGAUCCGACAUGCAACGGCCUGAAUUCGGUCUCGGAGGGAUCUCGAGCUCUGAAAUUCACUAAAGUUCCUGCCGAUGUUGCAGUGGACAGGGAGCACAGCCGCUGCAAGUAUCCUUCCUGGGUGACCCAACACCACGACUGGCACUCUUUGGACGGCUCGAGGAGCUACCAUUUCACCAGUGGAAACGCCACGUUGAAAGUGACGCUACAAGACAACACCGGGGACGUCCCUUACGAGGAGAAAAUCGUCUGUCACAAUCUGGAGAACGACAACGUGCAAGGCCACAGAGUGAAGUUGGUCGCGCACUUCACCAGCGGCUGCGACAGUGGUUACGUCUGCAUGAUCUUCCACAGAAGGGACGGCCAUGUAAUCGAGCUGCAGCAGUCGAAUCAAAAAGCAAUUAUGCCAGACGAGGCGUGCACCUUAUCGGAUCCGUCAUUAAUGCCAUACACGACCCUGAUAACUUCGACGCUUCACCAAAGAAAGUGUCCUCAGCCGGGGAGAUAUUCGAUCCUAGAUUUUGAACAAUCGCGAGUCUUGUCCACGAUGUCGAGGAGACAUCGACGCGGGGUCAAAAUGACAAGACCGGUCGAAAGAACGGCAUGGCAAGAAGAAAGCGACGAAGAGGACUGCAGAAAUACCGAUAUUCAAAUCGGUUGCAGCACGCCUGGCCAAAAUGAAAUGAUCAUAGCCAACACGUGCGAACGCGAGGAAGUGGCGUACUCCUGUCACGGCAGCUGGGAAGAAAAGGGAACAUGGUACACGAUAGUCUCCCAAAGGAGCACAGAGUUGACAGUGGGCCUUGGACAGACGUUUUGCUUCUCCAUGCGCAUGGCCGAUGCCAUGGAGAAAUUAUCCGCCAGAGGAACCAGGCUCCAGCAACGCGAACAAGAAUUAUGGCUGACGAGACCAGCUCGCACUUGUCAGAGAGAAACGGCCGAUCAAUGGACUUACAGGCUAGCCAGCCAAGGUGUCUGCGAGGACCUGACCAAGGCAGCCUCCAGCGCGGCAUCCUCGUCGUCGUUGUCGAGAGUCUCGCUGGUGUUGUCGGCAGGUGCGGCGCUCUUGUGUAUUUUGCUCUCGAGGUGAUGUGCGUCGACGGCCGUGAACCCCGCUCGCUACGUCAAACCGGAGGCGUGAAAAGAUACGAACGGAUCAUCGAAUAUCGGUCACUCGUCGAACUACGACCAACAGUAUUUACGCGUCCCUUUGGCGAAAGCUAAUGGAAGUGGGACGUCGCCCCCGCCGUUUGGGGGGUCAACGAUGGAGGUCGGGGGACUUCGGAUCGCCAAGGUCCGGACCACCGUUGACGGCAUGGCGCGGAAAGACCCGCUCACAGGCUGUUGCGCUUCGUUUUAUUUUUCUACGCGUCUUGUCUGCGGGUCGUGACGGAAAAGACGGAUACUCGUUGCCCGCAUCAUUUACCGAUAGUCGUUACCUCGUUUCCAUUGCUCUUUGCGAGCGUCCUUAAGCGGCGAGGACGUAAAGGCUUGCACGGACAUCUCGAGUAGCGGUAACGAUAGGCACGGCGGUAAGAAUCGAUGCAAACUGCCGAAAUACGACGCCAUUUGACAUUUUCGCGGUACCGUUGCCAGAGGUAGCCGCGAAGACCUUAAGGUGACGCGAAGAUGGCAUCGAAGGAGCCUCGUUCGUGAAACUUUUCUCUGAACUGGGCUUACCGAAUCGUUUUACCGAACUUUACCCCGUCAAUAUGGAAGCUAUAAGGCAGGUCCCGACCGCCAUGAAAUUUCAUUCUUUAUACAACAUUUUUUAAAUGUCUACAAACGAAUUAAAAAAAUUUUAAUUCACGGGGGUCAGGAUCUCCCUUCCGGCCUCUGUAUCUACGCUGUAAAAUCUGAAACGAUUCGGCACAUCCGGUACGAAAAAAAAAAAAGUUUCACAAAGGAGAGCUCCUCCACGCCACCCAGUACUUGACAUUUCGCGUUGGAUUUGGUCACGUUUAUUUACCUUUACGCGUUCCUGUCGAGUAAAAGGGAGAUUACGGGAGUCUCGCGACGUCGAGCGCGGAAAAGGGGGGCAUUUUGUUACAUCGAGUCGGUCGUGGAAUUGAGGCGACAGGCCGUUGUGCCUUGCGAAGCGUACGUUUUAGAAGUGCGGGGUUACUUCGCUUGCCUACGGAAUGAAGGGAUAAAUCGCGACAACAGUCUUUGAAUGCGAGCCGUUCCGGGGUUUAAGUGCUACGAGUUCGUGGGUAUUUAAAGGCCGCUGUAAAUAUAAUCAGGGUAUGGUGGACGAGGUUCCGACAAGGCUAAUCAGGAGGGGACUUAAAACAAUGAGGAUUUCGAGUAACUAGGUAGGUUAGGUUCUCGACUGCCAAGUCGGAGGCGAGGGGCGGAAACAAUUUUUAUUCUCUAGCUAGUUGCACAUGUGUAUAUAAUAAUUUAAAUACUGUAUAAAGACUGUUUUUAAGAAGUGAAACUAAUGUACAUGCUGCCUAAAGGCCUUUGGUUGGUGGUCGCUUGUCCACUGCAAGGUGCCUGGAGUGCAUUUUCAUUUCUCGAGGUACUUCGUGUGGAAAUUCUCAAGUAUUAAAAGCACCGAGGGGCUGUUCGCUCGGAAAUCGGUGAAAACCAUUCCUUUCCUUCAAAACCGAUUGCCUUUGAUUCGAUACGACAAACGGAGACGCGAUUCGGUAACGAGCGGGGACGCAAAAGUGACGUCCGAGGGGUCGAUCGUUCGUGAAAUUUUUCUCCGGACCUGGGGCACCGAAUCUUUUCACCCUUUACAACGUAAAUAUGGAGACUAUAAGAAAGGACCUGGCAUCCAUGAAAUUUCGAUUUUUUUUUUCCUAAUUAGUUAAAUGUUUUAUACAACGUGACGCUUUAUGGAUGUCAAGACCUUCCUCGUAGUUUCCGUAUGCGCGUUGUAAACGAUGAAACGAUUUGCUACUCCUAGUUCGUUUCGUAAGAAACGUUUCAUAAACGAGACCUCUUUGACGCCACCUUCGCGUCACCUUGAAAUCGUGACAAUAUUUCAGUUAUUUCCGACUUCCAAUAAUUUCUGCACGUUGACGAUGUCCACGUGAUUUGUAGUUUUAAAUCCAUGAUUUCCCGAGUAAACGGCCCCUCGGAAUGCGCACUACGAGAGCCAAAGGCUUCGGACGCGGUCCUAUCGCCGGCAACCCCUGUGGUCCUUCUCUUUCGUUUCUCUCUCUUUCUCUCCUCUCCUCUCUCCCUUUUUAAGAAACUCCGACGAGUCAACUGUACUUAUUAAGCAUGCUGCUUUACGUCCCCACCCCGGAGCGAAGGGACGUUACAACCGCCCCUUGCACUUCCGCUAUACAUUUUUCAAUUCCGCGAGUCGUCGUCGGUUUCAACGUGUCUAAAUAAUCCCAAUCGAUGUCCCGUUUUCUCAUUGUCACGACUGUAACGAAUUAUCACAGAGAUGGAUGUAAUAUUUCUUAGUUUCGGUCAUUAAGCUCCGGGGUGGGCGGCACGUAGAAAAGCACGAGCAGCGCAGCCAAAAACGAUGUUAAGGUGAUGCGAAAGUGGCGUCAACUAGGUCUCGUUUGUGACUUUUCUCCAAACUGAGGGUACCAAAUCGUUUCAACAUUUAUAAUGUGAAUAUGCAACGUAUGCGUGCUGCAGGGGAGGUCCCGCCACCCAUCAGAUUUCAAUUUUUUUUUUUUAACAUUUGUUCAAAAUUUUGUAUGAAAAAUGAAAUUUGAUGGGGUCAGAACCUUCUUUAUAGCUUCCACAUUCCCGUUGAGGAAUUCCGAGCUGAGGAAACAAUUUGAUACACCCCGGAAAAAGUUUCACGAACGAUCGACCCCUCGGAUGCCACUUUCACGUUCCUGUAAGCUCUGAACCGUUUUAAAAAGUGUACAUAUUAGGUAUCUCUCAGUCGGUGGUCUGUGUUCCGGGCUUUGUAGCACGUAAAGGUUCCAUCAAAUCUGUAAAUUGACGUCCUAGCAUAAUUCCGUAACGAAUAAUUCCCCGAGUGGCGGAGAGCUCCUGCAGUGGCAAAAAGGUAUAUAUCCUGUCCUGUAAAAGAGGCAUGUACAAUGUCUCUCUAAAGAGACUGCCUUCAGGCUGAAGGACUGCAGUCCGCUCCUGCGCAACGGCGACCGUGUCGUAUAAAAUGGAUAUUUUUACAAAAAGUUAUAACAUGUAACACGACCGAGGCAUCUCGACCCUUCUUUCUUCCCUUUCCAUUUUUUUUUUCUGCCUUUUACUCUUUCUCCCUCUUUCCCUCUGUACAGUGAUAAAAGUAACUUUACCACUUUAGGAUGUGCCCGGAAAACGGGCGCUACGGGCGAUGUAACUGUAAUGCAGCUGAAAGUUUCUCAGCGGGGAGGAAAGGGCACAUGCAGCCGAGAGAAUUGUCAGGCUGUAUGGAGAGCAAUCGCGACUUUUGCCGUUUAAGAUUUAGCGCUUUUUUCAAAUCAUUCUGCUUUUCCUUCGCGGCCGUGUUAUCGUUUUAAGGCUUUCGACUUUUUGCGAUCUUCCAUCUUCAAUUAAAUCGCGCGAUAAAACAGAAAUUACUAUUUGAAGCGCGAUUACCGUUUAAAAAUACGGAUCAAAGUCUGGCGCUUUAAAACUUGGGAACGUGGACGCGAAGGAAAUACAACUUUAUUUCAAAUCAACGCAUCGAAUCUUGAACGACAAAACCUGUAAUUACUUUCCGGACAACCUGAUACAAGGAACAAACGUGUAAAGAAACUAAAAAGGUGUGGGUAAAGUGCCACUGUCAGACGCUCCAUUAAGUGAUUACCUAAUUACAAAAACUAAACGGAUGAAGAAAAAAAAUGGAAACCACAGAAUUAAACUGAGCAAAAAGUAUAUACGUAUAUAUAUAUAUACAUGUAUGUAUAUAUACAUAUGUUUUUUGUUUAUCACUGUGAUGAUUACACGAUUAUUAUAAAUAUUAGAGGUUAAGGCGAUUUGAGUGUUGUUUUUCUUGCCACCGUAUAGGAACGAGGUAUGGAUUAAUUGUAUCCUAAGGGUUUCGGGGCUUUUAAGGAAAUCGUACGUGGGCUUCUGCUUGCCUACAUUAUUACUUUCGAUCUAAUUAUGUCAUUAAUGGACUAUGUAUUAUAUUGCAGUACUCGUAAGGGAUGAGAGUCGAAGCUAACGUCUAGCAACAUGCAGAUACAUUAUCGGUUCGUUAUUACGCGAUUAGUUUCUUAAUGCAUGAGAGAGGCGAUGGGAGUCAGGGAAAGAGAGCGUGACUAACUUUUUCUAAUCGUAUUAGAGGAAGAAUGCGGUGCGAAGAUAUCCUGGAUACGAUAGAUUUUUCAUAUCGAGAAAAAUCGACUUCCCCCCCGUUCACCCUUUAACGUUUCCACGUUUCAUGCGCAUAGGAACGGGCACACGGAUGUUCAGUGAAUAUUUUUAUGAGCGUACCUAUUGUAUUUCCAAGAUGUUUUGUAUGGCAUUCGCUGAAGGCAUCGUAAUAAUAAUAUUUAAUAGUUUACUUUUUAGGUCGAGCGGUGUACUCGUUUCUUCGCCAAAAGGUAUUCUUAUGCGUUCGUUCUCAACUUUCAUUGCGCGUGGAUUCCCCGCGUUACAAGUUGAGCGACAGAGAUUUCUUCUGAAAAUGUUUGGCCGAUCUCCGACCUGCGGAUUUUUUAUCCUUUUUUGAGAUUAAGGAGUAAGUUGAGAUUUUUCCCGCGAACCAAUGAAUCGACGUUCCCAACCGGUGGGAACGUCGCGGACGACCCCACGCAACGAUCUACAUUCGAGCUACAGUCUAUUCGACCUGGCUACUUACGUUUGCCAAUUUUUUAACAAACGCAAAAGCCACUGAGUAGCCUUCUGUAUCUUCGAUCUCAUAUCUGCCUUUUCCAGACGCUAGCCGUUCAACUUGUUUAUUACACGGUACCACUGUAAGUGCCAGUCAGUGCUGAUUGUCACGAUACGAGCUAGCAUCAUGUGUAAUGUUCAUUAUUAUAUUUUGAAUACGAAAUAUAUAUAUUGAAAA
Orussus abietinus is the source of this 6745-nucleotide messenger RNA. RefSeq lists its product as uncharacterized. The record is from RefSeq and is a predicted model, not a curated record. The transcript has 13 exons. NCBI's taxonomy places the organism in Eukaryota, Metazoa, Arthropoda, Insecta, Hymenoptera, Orussidae. The coding region runs from base 74 to 1891 and encodes 605 amino acids.